CUACCACCAAUAAAAAAGAAUACUGUGAAAUGAGCAUAUCCCAGCUAGUUUCUGUGCUGCGUAUUGCGUUUAAAAUUGAGGAUUUUGAUAAAAUUGAGCAAGAGUUGGUAAAGAGGGAAGCAAAACUUAGGGCGGAAAUUGGACGACUCCAGGAGAAGAUUGAGCUGGAGAGGCUCCAAGGAAUUGAAUUCGAAGAAAGACUGAAAAUCAGAGAGGAGCAAUGUGAAAGAGGGAAGAGAGCCCAGGAGGAUUAUGAGCAGUUGUUGAAGGAAGUGAAAACAAAUGGCUGGAUUGAAAAACAUGCUAUUGAGGAGUUAAGGAGAAAGAACGUUGCUUUAGAACGUGAAGUGUGUGAGCUGAAGGAGUUCAAGAAAAUAAUGCUAGAUGAUGUCAACUCUGUGGAUCAACUAAGGGACAAGAUCCGUGUGUUGAAAGAGAGUACUCAUUGCUCUGUUGAUACUGGCAAUGCUCGGUCUCCCAAAAAAGGGAACAAGGAGGAUGCUGUAGGUGCAUUAGAACAAAAGAAAGAUCAGACAGAAGCAUGCAAAGAAGGGGUAAAAUUUAAAUUGGAAAAGGAGAUCGUGGACCUAGGUGAUGAUGAUAAUGAUGCUAGGUAUACAUCACAAGGAUUGCGUGGAGAGCAAACUAUUUCUCAAAAAAUUGCAGAAAAUGAACAUUUACAAAGGGUUGAAAUGAUCAAAAGACAACGAGCUUCUGAUAUUCAGGCUUCUACUUCCACAUUUACAUCCUCUGCUGAUUUAUUUGAAAAAGAAAAUCUCCCUGUAAAGAGAAGUGUCAUGGGCAAAGAUAUUCAAAGUCCUGCAAAAAAGAUAAAAAAAGGUUAUCCGGUUUAUAGGGCCCAGAGAGUAAGUGGGCCCAUUGAGCCUCUAGCCCAUGAAGUGAAGCACGGUUCAAAACAGGUAAGGGUAUAUGUGAGAAAGAAGCAGAGUUUUCUCUCCUAAUCAAAUUGUUAUUCUUUUUUGUUUUCAUCUUCAAAGCUCAGAUUCUAGACUUUGUUGCAAGGAUACAAGUUCAGUUUAUCUCAGACCAACAUGUUG
Molecule: messenger RNA, 1058 nt
Organism: Vigna umbellata (rice bean)
Lineage: Eukaryota; Viridiplantae; Streptophyta; Magnoliopsida; Fabales; Fabaceae
Source: RefSeq, a predicted model, not a curated record